UAGAAGAAGAGGGCGGAGGCCAGCUGGAUAUGCAACGAGCAGAAGAAAUAACACGAAUAUUUGGAAAUAUUAUCCAGCCAUGAGAUUGUGAAUCCACCUGUGUUUGGGACUACAUGCAGCAAUAAUAAAGUAUCAUGUUGAGAUAGACUCUGAUACUACCUGAUAACAGUUUACAGACAUGCCGUGGUGCCUAAACACUAAGCGGAAAUAUCAUUUUUAACCAGCACACAGUGAAAGCAAUACUGUUUUUUCUAAAUUCAGAGAACAGUUUCUCCGGUAAACACAAGCUCAAAUUGAGCUAUCUUCACCCAGACCAUGGUAGAUAAUCGCUAUGCCACAGCUCUGGUCAUAGGCUCGGUGCUGAGCCUGCUGGCCACAGUGUAUCUCUCUGUGGCUGUGGGGACUCAGCACUGGUACCAGUACAGCUGCCCACCCUUUACACAUGAGGGGAGCAACUCCUCUGAGCUCAGAGAGGUGUUCAUCAAUGGAGAGUUUGACGAGAAAACCUACAGCCAGACCAUGUUCCGCCUGAACGGCACACUGGGACUGUGGUGGAGGUGCAUAAUGGUGCCCAGCCAGUCCUACUGGUUCAAAGAGCCAGAUCCGAAGAUGGAGACACAGUGUGUGAGCUUCACACUUCCUCAGCAGUUCAGUCCAAAGUACAAAAAUUCAGGAAACAACAACGGCGAAGAAGAUCUGCUGAGAACAUACUUGUGGAGGUGCCAGUUUCUCCUGCCCUUGGUGUCUCUGGCUCUGGUGUUUCUUGGUGGCCUUGUUGGGGUCUGCGCCUGCCUGUGCCGCAGCUUCACCCCCACCUUGGGGGUGGGAGUGCUCCAUCUACUCGCAGGUCUGUGCACUCUGGGCACCGUCUGCUGUUUCCUGGCGGGGGUAGAUUUGCUCAAAUAUUACUCCCCACCACCAGAUGGGGUGGAGGGCUCGCUGGGCUGGUCCCUCUACCUCGCCCUCAUCUCCUUCCCUCUGCAGAUGAUGGCAGCUGCUUUGUUCUUGUGGGCGGCCAGGAGUCAUCGCAAAAACUACACUCGUAUGACCGCUUACAGGGUAGCCUAAAGAGAGACUUCAGCAACAGCUUACCUUAAAACAGCCUACUUGUCUCAGCACUUUCUAAACAAAAAGCUGUGCACAGCUGUACUAAAACAAUAACAUGAUAUCACAAACCUAAGCAGGAAUACACUUUGCAGCUAAUCAUCAUAAGUGCUCAUAAAUAGGGUGUUAUACCUUUGUGUUGUUAUUUCACCUUUGUUUUCUUGCGUCUCUAACUUGUAUCUUAUCUAAAGCAUGUUCUUUAAUGUUUUUUUUAACACCCAGAAAUAGUGGAUUUUUUUCUGGUGUUAACUGUGUUGAUGUGCUGUACUUAAAUGCCUUUUUUUUAGUUGCCAUUGUUUCUGAAGCUGCUCACCACAUUGCCCUUAAAGGGAUAGUUCACCCAAAAAUGAAAAUUCAGUUAUUGUAUACUUACCCUCAUGGUGAUGAAAAGUCAGGUGAAGUUGUAUAGUCAACAAAACAAUGCUGGAGUUUCACAGAAAAAAAGAGGCGCACUCAUCUCCCAAACAAAUGAAGCAAAUUGUUACCAGAUUAAAACAUUAAAAAAAUACACAAUAAAACAGCAAAAUGUCUCCAUAGUGCUCAUCUAUAGUAAUCCAAGUGACCUGAAGCCCCAAUGUGCCAGGUCAUUUUGAAAAACAUCACUGGCUUCAUUUUUUUCGGUCUUGUUGCAGGUUGUAACCUGCAGCUCCUGAUGUUGGAGAUGAUUUUAAGUGUGCGGGCUCAUCCAAAAGCAACACGAGCAGUAUGUGCAUGCAAGUGUUAACAUGCUACCCCACACACAGAGACAGACUUCUUGAGUUAGCAGCAAGCAACAAGUCCGUUUGUGGAAUUUAAAAUCACUGUGUGUGGGGAAUGUUUCUGUGUAGCAUGUAAAGAACAGCAUUCAGAGACCACAAGCUCUUGUUGGUCUUGCGACAGUGCGUACAUGUGAAAGACUUUCCAUCAACAUAAAUGUGAGUAAAUAAUGACUGAAUUUUCAUUUUUGGGUGAACUAUGCCUUUGAAUCAUUUUGUUUAUAGGUUACAAACUUGCACAGAAAUUUCCGACUUGCAGUUAUCCAAGACAGGGUAGCAUUCUCUAUUAGUGCAUGAAAAAUAUUGAUAAAUAUAUUUGGAUUUUUUUUAGAAUGUUUUUUGUGUGAUUUUUUUUUUUUUUUUUGCAUAAUCUUAAAUAUUAAGCCUUUGCUGUGCAUGCCUUUUAAGAUGACACUUCUGUCAUCUGUGGUUACUGUUGAUUUUAGUCUGUGGUAUGUGUCGACUAAAUGUCAGUCACUAAAAAUGUAACCACUCAUCUCACAAUGUCACCUGUGUUUAUAGAGCUUUUAUUUUUUAAUGUGGUUUAUUUGAAUGUUAAAAAACUGAACUGAUUCAAUGCCACUCGAGCACACCUGUGACCUCUUUGUAACAUUUAUAUUAUAUUGUUUCAUCCCCAAAUUAUGCUACUGCCAUUUUGCAUUUGCUAUACUGAAAUUCUGCUGCUUGAGUUACUUGAAAUUUCAGUUCUGUGUUUAUUUAGAGCUCAGUUUCAUCAGUUACUUAACUGACUGGUUUGACAGCCAAAUAUCAGUUCUUUCAUCAGCCUUUUAAAUGUUUGUUGGUGAUACUCCAGGGUGAAGGGGGUAUUUUGAAUAACAAUUGAAAAUGCAAAAUUUUAAUUUGCAAGUGAAAAUCUAAAUGAAUCUACAUCUUCACGCUACAUUUGUGUGCAAAGUGACAGAAUUUGUUACCUUUUUGCGUGUUGAAUUCCAAAAUAACAAAUUUCUUAGCAGCAGAACACAAAUUGUGAUGUUUUUGUGUCACAAUGUUUUGUUACUUGUCUGAUGUGUCAAUACACUCUGGCUUUUGUAAAUGUUUCUAUGUAUUCUGAAGCACACUGUCCUCAUUUCCGUAUUGAUAAAUUUGACAUUUGCUGA
Molecule: messenger RNA, 2977 nt
Organism: Plectropomus leopardus (leopard coralgrouper)
Lineage: Eukaryota; Metazoa; Chordata; Actinopteri; Perciformes; Serranidae
Product: claudin domain-containing protein 1-like
Cellular component (GO): membrane
Source: RefSeq, a predicted model, not a curated record